This is a messenger RNA of Aspergillus puulaauensis, 237 nucleotides long. It is a transcript of the gene SMG1, whose product is annotated as putative small nuclear ribonucleoprotein SmG. Gene Ontology annotation, cellular component: U1 snRNP; precatalytic spliceosome; spliceosomal tri-snRNP complex. The transcript is spliced from 5 exons. NCBI's taxonomy places the organism in Eukaryota, Fungi, Ascomycota, Eurotiomycetes, Eurotiales, Aspergillaceae. The record is from RefSeq and is a predicted model, not a curated record. Gene Ontology annotation, biological process: mRNA splicing, via spliceosome; spliceosomal snRNP assembly. Gene Ontology annotation, molecular function: RNA binding. The coding region runs from base 1 to 237 and encodes 78 amino acids.
AUGCCUCAAGCCCAGCCCGAGUUAAAGAAGUAUAUGGAGAAGCGGGUGUUCUGCGAACUUAACGGGAACCGCAAAGUCAUUGGCGUUCUACGCGGCUACGAUGUGUUUAUGAACAUCGUUCUUGACGAAGCUUUUGAAGAGAAGCCAGGUGGAGAAAAGGUUGCUAUCGGCAUGAUUGUCAUUCGCGGCAACUCAGUUGUCAUGCUUGAGGCUUUGGAACGGAUAAGCGAGAAAUAG